AUGGAAAAGUAUUCGGCUAUGGCGGACAAUUUGAAGCUGGUUUUUGAGCGUGAUUACAUGAAGCUUUUCAAAAUGGUUGAUAAAAAACUUGAUAAUUUUUGUGAACGCAUAAUGGGCGAAUUUUGUGAUAAUACCGUGGAGUUAAAUGAAGUUUGGAAUAUUGGUUCAGCAUCCAAAGAUUUGCUCACCAUUUUCGGAGAAAGAGCGACAGAAAUGGAACUUGCUUUUGUCGCUGCGGGCGGAGAUGUACAAGAUGAAUUUUGGGAAAUUUUGGAGAAAAUUGGAGUCUGA
Molecule: messenger RNA, 291 nt
Organism: Saccharomycopsis crataegensis
Lineage: Eukaryota; Fungi; Ascomycota; Saccharomycetes; Ascoideales; Saccharomycopsidaceae
Exons: 1
Coding region: 1-291 (96 amino acids)
Source: RefSeq, a predicted model, not a curated record